Messenger RNA from Didymodactylos carnosus, 1794 nucleotides. NCBI's taxonomy places the organism in Eukaryota, Metazoa, Rotifera, Eurotatoria, Philodinida, Philodinidae. The record is from the annotation of a GenBank genome assembly.
AUGACAACAAAUCCUAUUCGAACUAAGGGUGAUACACAAGAAGCCAUUGAGUUAUUUCGUCAGAAAAUUGAACAACGAAAAUUGUGUGAAAAAAAUGCAUUCAAAAUUUGUAUGAAGUUAAUUGACGACGAAACGGUCGACGAAAAAUAUCUUAAAGAUUCAGCUCAAUUCCUUAAUCAAGAAAGAUAUUGUGGCGUAAAUGAAGAUCGAUCAUUAAAAAAUAUUUGUGGUUAUCCAUUAUGUUCAAAGACACUACCAAAAAAUAUAUCCAACAAUCCAUAUUUUAUCUCAGUGAAAGAAAAUAAAGUCUAUGAUGUUACAGAGAGAAAACGUUUUUGUUCAAAUUUUUGUUAUAAAGCAUCAAAAUAUUUUGAAAAACAAAUACCAACAUCACCGGUAUGGGCACGAGAACAUGAACAAAUACCAGAUAUUCAAAUACUUUCAAAAAGUGAUUUGAACACAGUGAGUCAUAUUUGUAGUAAUCAAUAUGGUCAAGAAAUAAUUGCUAAUGAAAUUAGUGAAGCAUCUAAAUUUAUCCUAGAAAAUAAUGUUAAUCAAUUGACAAAAAAUGUACAUAAUUUAAAAGUGUCUAGUUCAUCGUCACCCGAAGAAGAUGAUGAUGAUGAUGAUGAUGACAAUGAAUUAGCUACUGCGAGAUCUGAUUAUUAUAAAAUUCAUCCAAAACAGCCUAUAAACAUUCAAUUAACAUCUCAUUACAAGGAUUUAGUGUCACGUAAACUACCCAUUCAUCUUGAAGAUAAGACCGUUAAUUUUGUUAUUAAUUGUGUACAUGAAUGGAUAACAGAGAAAACAGUUGAUCUAAUUCAAAAGAAUAUAUCAAUAUCAAAACCAAUUGAACAAAACGAACAAUAUCAAAAGUUAUGUGCAAAAUUGGAUCAUGAGGAAAGAGCAGAGAAUGGAUUGUCAUCGUCAUCGGUAACAAACGGAAAAUUACCACCUAUUGAAGAAUUGAAAAAAAAUAAUGGUUAUGAAUUGAAAGUGAAAGAGUUUUUGUUUGGAAAACAGAGUGAACAACAACAACAACAACAGGUAAUCAAGCUUCGAACGGAAAAAUUGAAUUCUUCCAUUGAUUUACCACCCAUUGAUCCCUAUUCACAACACACAAUUCGUUUAUCGAUUGUAAACGAAAAAAUAUCAACAUGUUUACAACAUAUGUCUAUGGAUAGUAGAAAUGAAAGAAUACAAAAAAUUCAUCUAGCUCUACCUGAAUUAUUGUUAACAAUGAGUUUCGAUAAUGAAAAUAUUGCAUUAAAGCCAAAUGAAUGGACAAUUGUAACAUUAAUUAUUCUUCAUAUGUAAGUACACAUGCACUGCUAAAAAAUACAUUUAAACUUUAUUGAGAAAUGUACAGGCCCGUAACCAGGGGAGGCGGAGAUACCCGUUAUACCCGGGCACAUCCCAUAAGUAAAAAUUGCUAUCUAACUGCUAGGAAUCAGGACCAGUACAACCAAAAAAAAAAAUGCAAGAAAACCCAUAUAUCGACUUACAUCUAUAGUGCAUCCCCCUUAUGAGAAAACCCUCUGAGAUGGCCAACUCAGUUUUCUUUCGCUCAUAUACCAAUCGAUAGUAUAUAUCGAGGUAGUAAAAAGCUUAAAAGGGUUCGUACCCAUGGCUCUUGAAGACCUGAUUUUCUGAAAAACCAGUUUUUCAAGAACUCUAAAAAAUAACCAAAACCUUUUCUUAAUAAGGCAUGAUUGUAGCGCGCAAAUUUCUGAUUAAAAUGAGAUAUCUCCCAGCUCUACACAAUCUUUCUUUGCAAAGUUAUAGAAUUUA